GGGGGGUUGUGUAAUGUACCUUUUCCAAUCCCGGGCUGUAUAUGGAGAUUUGGGAUUCUUUAAACCGGCGCUACCUGGAUUUUAUUAAAAAGCGGGGACCUUCGGAGGAGGAAAACUGGAUUUUCCAGGAAAGCAGAGCGAGCCGGGAUCGGGCGCCUGUUCGCUCCGGGGUGGAGGAGUUGGUGAGCCGAACGGACGGACUAAAGGACGUUUUGAUACCAAAAAAAGGAAAGGCGGGCAAAAAGUCUGAGUUGGAUCUAAUUCCUGAGAGGGAGGUAACUACGAGGGCAAAGCGACAGGAUGGCGAAGAAGCGAGAUUGUUAGAAGGGAAGCGGACGGUCCGCUCCACCAGGCAGAGGAGAUGCCCUCCGCGGACGCUCCGCCGGCCGAAGACCAUGAGACUCUCCCGCGGCUUGGGCUUUAAACCCCUCUGAUCCGGGGGUGGGCGGAGAGACCCCCGCGGCAGCCGGGAAGCUGGCUCUCGGAUGAUGGAUGGCCGAGACUUUGGCCCUCCUCGGUCUGUCCAUAUCCCCCCUCCGCUGCUGUCCGGCCUGGCCGGCAUGGACGGCCACCGGGCCGGAGCCGCCACGGCCGCCGGCCGCCUGCCGCCCUCCUCCGGCCCCCUGGCCGCGGGGCUGCCCGCCCCCCUGCCCCCAACCAAGUACCUGUCCGCCGGGAUCAAUCUGCAUUCGCACCCGGGUGAGGCCUUCCUGGGUGGGUUUGUGGCCAGCGGACUAGGGACCUCCUCCACGCCCCAUGGAAGCCCCGCCCCUUUACCCUCUGACCUUUCCUUCAGGUCACCCACCCCCACCAACCUACAGAUGGUGCAGCUCUGGGCCGCUCACUCCCAUGAAGGCUUUUCCCAUCUGCCUAAUGGUCUGUACCCUUCGUACAUUCCCCUGAGCCACCUGGAGCCCCCCAGCAGCGGCAGCCCCCUCCUAGCCCAGCUGGGUCAGCACAGCCUCUUUGACUCUCAGAAAGAUGGGUUUUACUUGCCGGGCCAUGCGGGCCAGCCAGCCAUGCAUCCCCAGAGCAGCGUCGCCCGGACCCCGGCCAGCCACCCCACUGGCUCCCUCCUCCGCGAGAAGGACCUCGGUCACCUACACAAAGGCUCGCGAGAGGGUCCGAAGGAGUCCAACAAGGAGCGGGGGUGCCGGAGCGACCUGUCCCUGUCCUUCGGCAAGAAAGAGAGUAGGGCCAAGGAGGAGCCCCGCCCCCGCAGCGUGGUGGACCUCACCCAGGACACUAAGCCCGAGGGCGACCGGAAGCUAAGUGGGCUGGAGCGGGCGGCCAAGAUGGGGGAGAGGCUCUCCCCGUACUUGGCCGAGCACGGGCCGCACCGGAGCGGGGGCAGCGGAGAGCCCAAAUCCAAGAACCCCCUGCAGACCUCUUCCCUGAGUAACUGUAAUGGCGGCGGGGACCCCCUGCUAAAGGUCCUGGGCAUGGAACAAGACCGCUGCACCAAGGACCCCAACCGCCAUGACGAGAACGUGAGGCCUUCAGCCCACACCCACCUGGACCGGCUGAAACGGGGGGAUGCCAGCCUGCCCUCCGCCAUUGGCACUUUGCACGUUUCCUGCACCUGCCCCCCACCCCACCCUUCUUCCCAAGCGGGAAAAAUGACUCCCGCCUCCUCCUCCUCUUCUUCUUCCUCCUCCUCCUCCUCCUCUUGCUCCUCUUCCUGCUCCUCUACAUUCCCCCCGCAGCCCAUCCAUUCCAACCUGUAUACCAUCUUCCCGCCGGGCAAAGACCUAGGCCGGGAGCACAGAGUUAUCGCGCCCACCUUCGUGCCUUCAGUGGAGGCCUAUGACGAGAGGACCGGGCCCAUCCAGAUCGCCUCGCAGGCCCGGGACGCCAGGGCCAAGGACAGGGAAGUGGGCAGGGUCGGGGUGCUGCAGUCUCCCCCAGAGAGGUGCCUGGCCGACCUCACACGCCCCCUCCGGUCCCAGGAGUUCCCCUGCCCCGGCGAGGCCAAGCGCCUGGACGUGCUGAGGGAGAAGGGCUCCGUGAUCCGCUCCAACUCCCUGGUGCUGAAGCGUCAUGUGACCUCGGAGCCCUUCCUCAGCCGGCCGGGGCCGGGGCCGGGGCCGGGCUCCCCGGACAGCAGGGAGUACCUCCCGCCCAAGGAUGCGCUGAAGCCCGAGGCGGAGCCCCGAGCCUGCGAGCGCGGGGAGCGCUUCCCCAGGCCGGCGGCCAAAGAGGCGGCCAAGGUGUACGGGGCUGGCCUGGACGGCUCGCGGCAGCAUCCGGACCUGGGCCAGCUCAAGCUCCCUGAGCAGAAGUGGAAGCCCUUUGAGAUGGGCCACUUCGCCACCACCCAGAUGGCAGUGCUGGCCGCCCAGCACAACCAGGCCACCCGGGCAGAGGAGGAGGCGGCUAAGAAGGCGGCCUACCUGGACCCCAGCGGGCUGCCCCGGGCAUCGGUGGUGGGGGGCCGGGGCGGCGGGGACUUGCACCCCUCCGCCCAUAGCGAGGGGUCUGCCAUGCAGAGCCUUAUCAAGUACAGCGGCAGCUUUGCCAAAGAGGCCGCUUCCCGCCCUAGCAGUGGCAAGAAGAGCCCCUUUGGUGGGCUAGGCAACAUGAAGCUGGAUCCCUCCCACCUGGGCACCUCCAAGAUCCAGCAGCUGCUCUCCCACCAGGGUGGGAAGCAGCUCAAAAGGGACCCAGAGAGGCCAGAGAGCGCCAAGUCCUUCGGGCGGGAGAGCAUUGGGUCGCAGGGCGAGGUGGAGGUGAGGCACCCGCCUGUGGGCAUCGCCGUGGCAGUGGCCCGGCAGAAGGACAACAGUGGGAAUAAGAUGGCACCCAGCCUGGCAGACCAGGACCGUUCCCUGUCCCUGAGCAGCAUCAAAGGACACUGUGGUCGCUCAGAUGAGGACUGUGCAGAAGACCACAGCCGCCACAGAGAAGAACGCCUCCUGGGCGGACGCUUGGAACGGGACCAGGAGAAGCUGCUCAGAGAAAGCAAAGAACUGGCCGACCUGGCCCGGAUCCACCCUGCUGGCUGUGCCACGAAUGGUCUCAACCCCAACCUCAUGGUGACCGGUGGCCCCUCCCUGACCAGCUCAGGGCGCUGGUCUGCUGACCCAGCCUCACACCUGGCCACCCACCCUUGGCUCCCCAGGACCGGUAGCCCUUCGAUGUGGUUAGCUGGCCAUCCCUACGGCUUGGGCCACCCCUCCUUACACCAAGGAAUGACACCGGGUUUCGCCCCUGGCAUGGGGAGUUCGCUUCCUUCAGCCUACCAAUUUGCCAGAGACCCUCAGUCCGGGCAGCUGGUUGUGAUCCCUAGUGAACACUUGCCCCACUUUGCGGAGUUGAUGGAGCGGGCUCCCCCGCUCUGGCCCGCGAUGUAUCCCCCGACUCGCAGCUCCCUCCAGCACGCUCACCAGCUCCAGCUGUUGUCUCACCAGCAGUUGCUUCGGCAACAUGAGUUGUACAUCUUGCAGCAGCAAGCGGCGCACGCCAUGGAGCUGCAGAGGAGCGCGCAGCUGGUGGAAAGGUUAAAAGUCAAUGAACAGCGGGCUGAGAUGGAAGAGAAGGUCUCCAAACGCAGCCUGGAGGGCAGCAAACAGGGUCUCUCCUCCUCUGCAUCAGGCCUGCUCCAUCGCAAACCCCCGAUCCUUUCCCCCAGUGCCUCUGCAUCUUACAGCAAGGCCUUGAGUCCCCCUCCUUUAUCCCCCCGGGCCUCGCCCGUGACGGUGCUCAAAACCAAGGUGAUCCAGAAGACGGAAGGGGCACCAAAGCCACCAGCUUACUCUUAUCCUGCCACCCCUAGCUCACAUCCUUCUAGCCCUCCGCCUGCCUCUCCACCCCCGGCCCCUGCCAUCCCCCCCAAAGAAGAGCUUCCUGAGAAUGUGGAGAAGAAAGAUUUGGAAUUGGAAAAAGAGGCCUCCAGCCCAUUCCAAGCCUUGUAUCCAGAGAUUCCGCCAAGAUAUCCAUUCCAGUCCCUUCCUGCCUCUUUUGGGAGACAUUAUCCGUACCUACUCCAGCCCACAGCAGCUUCCGAUGCAGAUGGCUUGGCCCCCGACGUCCCGCUGCCCGCAGAGGAACCCAAUCACAUGGCACUCACUCCAGAAGUCAAGCCCAUACACCUGCCCCCAUCCAAAAUAGUGGAGCCUCUCCAGUCCUCCCAGGAUGAAGAGGAGCCCUUGGAGGAGAGGGUGAAGGCCGAGGUGGAAGAGAUGGAAGAGACUCGGGAGGAAACGUCUGAGCCAAACCUAGAGCCUCUGACGCUUCCUGCUCCUGCCUCUGGGUCGGCCCAGAGCCUGGACAACUGUGACCACUUGCUGCAUCCAGGGGAAAAGCUGAGCACUGUGGAGCAGGAGCUGGAAGAGCUCCAGGAUUGUCCGGUGGAAUAUCAGGUUGGCCAAGCUGAAGGGGAAGCCCAAGCCCAAAACGAAGUGAUGACUAGGACUGAGAGCUGCUCUCUUCGCAUGGACUACAAUGACAGAGGGACACAGGAGGAAGAAGAGGAGGAGGAAGAGGAAUUGGGGGAGGCUGCCCCCAAGGAGGGACUUGAGGUUGAACCAAGUGGACCUCCCCUUGGGGUAGAGCCACAGGACAGAGAAGUGGGGAGGGAACUCUUCAGCCUGGCCUCAGAGGAGGCAGUGCAAGUGCCAACAAGUCCCCCUUAUCCAGAGGAAGUGAUACCCAGCCAGCUUCCCUCGCUCGAUAUCAAGCCCGACGACCCUCUGGCUGGCAUGAACGCCUUGGUGGCUGCCACGGAGCUGCCUCAGGCAUACUCCUUGCUGACGUCCAGCAGCGUCACACAGGCUCUGGCGAACCUGGAAGUGGCCCACAGCCUGUCCUUGGAGCAGAGCUUCCUGCAGGGGAUCACCCUGCUGAGUGAGAUUGCUGAGCUGGAACUAGAAAAGAGGAAACAGGAAGUAGAAAACCCAGAGAGUUGCCCUGUCCGACCCACCAUGGAGAGCUUGCUGGCUGCCAGCACCCACAUGCUGAUGGAGGUGCUGUCCAACCCCUUCAUGGACCCUCUGAAGACCAUCCGGCUGCCCCGUGAGCUGAACCCCAACAAGAAGUACAGCUGGAUGCAAAAAAAGGAUGAACCAAUGUACUCCAUCAAGUCGGCUAUCGAGAACAUGGAUGCAAUGGAGCUGGACUACCGGAUGAAGCUGGCUGAGCUGCAGCGGCGGUACAAGGAGAAGCAGCGGGAGCUAGUGAAGUUGCAAAGGCGACGAGACUCUGAGGAAAAACGUGAAGAGAAAAGUAGAAGCUUGGCGAGAAGAGGCCCUGGAAGGCCCCGGAAACGGAGGCAUGGAUCAAGUGCUCUGUCGCCCCCUCUGCAGAAAGGGAAGAGUGACAGCAAGAGUGGAAAGCUGAGCAAGACCUUGCUACUGUCAGAAGAUUCGGAGACUGGUGAAGGGGUGAGGAAGAGGCACAAGGGAGCUCUCCCUGAGGAGGAAGAUGAUGCAGACAGCUCCAGUGGGAGGACAAAAGGGAGAAACCUGAGCUGGGAGGAACAUGAAGCUGCCUCAGGCUUUGCGAAUGAGUUAAAGAUCAAGAAGAAGAAGAUGGCAAGUGACCAGGAGCAGCUGGCAAGUAAGCUGGACAAAGCCCUGUCUCUCACCAAGCAAGACAAGUUGAAGUCACCUUUCAAGUUUGCAGAUAGCUCUGGUGGGAAACAAAAAAUAAGUGGGAGUGUCAGCAGGUACCUGUCAUCCCAUGACACCCUCCUGAGCAAGGAAGAGAAGAAAAACCUGGCCAAGGGCUUAAGUCUAUCGCUGAAAGCCUCCAAAGAAGGUAAAAACAAAAUGGCUUCCAAAAUGAAGAAGAUGGAGGUGGGGUUAAAAGUCAAAGGUCAUCUGAAGGUGUCCCACUCACCAGCAAUAUCGGAAAUAAGCAGCUACUCCUAUAAUUCGGACUCAGAGGAAGAUGAUGAAUCCUUGAAGGAUGAGUGGCCUUCUCAGUCUCCAUCCAGCUCCAAAAUGAGACCUUCCAGUCUCUACAGUGUAGUGACCAAAAAGAGCAGCAAGUCGGCUGGAAGCCUCAAGCCAGUCAAGAGGGGCAUGCCCACCACUGGAACUCUCAAAGCUAAGCAGGCUGCAAGCAGAAAGCAGCCAUUUUGUUUGCUGCUUCGGGAGGCUGAGGCUAGAUCUUCCUUCAGUGACUCUUCGGAGGACUCGUUUGAUCAAGAUUAUAGUUCAGAAGAGGAGGAAGAAGAAGAUGAGGACGAUGAAGAGGAGGAGGAAGCUGACGACUAUGGGAUGAAUAGCCAUGAUCGGCUCUCCUCCCCAUCCUUGGAUGAAAGUGGUUUGGGGCUGUUGGCGAGGUUUGCUGCCAGUGCCAUGCCUAGCCCCAUAGUGCCUCCCCCUCUUUCCAUUGUCCAGCUGGAGGCCAAACAGAAGGCUAAGAAGAAGGAAGAGAGGCAGAGCCUGAUGGGGACAGAAUUCGAAUACACCGACUCGGAGAGCGAGAUCAAGAUCAGAAAGAAAUCGCCCUCUGGGCUGCUGCGGGGUAAGAAGGGGCUGUUGGAGCAGGGAGCCAUCCCACCUCCAGCCCCCUCCAGUUCGCUAGGUCCCAGCACUGGGGCCACAGACAAGGUCAAACCGGCCAUGGAAAAGGGGCGGAAACUGAAGAAGCUCAAGUCCCCCAAGGAGCUGAGCUUUGAAUUUGGGCUGGAGGCGAGCGAUGACGACCUGUGGAACCGGCGCCGGAGCGAAAGGAUCUUCCUCCAUGAUGCCACUGCCACGGCCAUCUUGCCACCCACCCCCACCAGCUCCACUCCCAUCUCCAAACCCAACCGCUGUGGCAAAGGUCCCCCGCUGAGUCCCAAGAAAGAAGGGGUGAAAGGGAAAGAAAGGAAAGAGCUCAGCAAGCAGAAGAAGAAGGGAAAGGAGGGACCGUGCUGCUCUUCUUCGUCCUCUUCCAUGUCUCCCCCUGCCAUCUCCAGUUUGCCCUCUGAAGCUCGAGCUCCCUUGGCAAGUUCUCUGACUUCCACCAAAAAGAGUAAAACCAAGGUGAAAGCCAAGGAUCUAAAGAAAGAGAGCCGAGGGAAAGGAGGAGCGGUGAGUAAACUGAUGGAAAGCAUGGCCGCUGAAGAGGACUUUGAACCCAACCAGGACAGCAGCUUCUCUGAAGAUGAGAAUCUCCCCCUGAGCAUGCUGGUGGAGAGGCCUGUGACUCCAGCCCCCAGGUCCUGCAUCAUUGACAAGGAUGAGUUGAAAGAUGGCCUGCGGGUCCUCAUCCCCAUGGAUGACAAGCUUCUCUAUGCCGGUCACGUGAAGACAGUGCACUCUCCUGACAUCUACCGAGUGGUGGUGGAAGGAGAGAGGGGCAACCGACCCCAUAUCUACUGUCUUGAGCAACUCCUGCAGGAAGCAAUAAUAGAUGUGAAGCCACCCUCAGUCAGGUUCUUGCCAGAAGGUACCAGAAUCGCGGCCUAUUGGAGCCAACAGUACCGUUGCCUCUACCCAGGCACCGUUGUUAGAGGGUCCCUGGAUCAAGAAGAAGAUGGGGAUCUGAUCACAGUGGAAUUUGAUGACGGGGACACCGGGAGGAUUCCCUUGUCUCAUAUUCGUCUCCUACCUCCAGAGUAUAAAAUUCAGUGCGCUGAGCCAUCCCCCGCUCUUCUGGUACCCAGUGCCAAGCGCCGCAGCCGCAAGUCCAGCAAGGAGGCUGGAGAAGGAAAAGAAUGCAGCACACUGGGGACCGAGGAGGCUGUGGCAAAGGCCAAAGGUCGUGGCCGGAAACCCAGUGUCAAAGCCAAAGUCGGAGAGGCGGUAGUCUUGGAGGAAGCAGGUCCAGGUGAUUCUUCAGUGAGUGUCUCUGGAGCUCAGGAGAAGCCCCCUAGCUUGGGCAAACAGAACUCCAAGAGUUCAAGGAAGAGUCAGCCAUCUCUAGCAGACCCUCCCUCCACUCUACCAGAGGAGAAACGGAACAAAGCCAACAAAGUCAAAAUGGCAGCCAAGCUGCACGGCCCCCCAACUCCUUUCCAGCCGCCAGUAUUCAGCGGCAACUUGAUGAGUGGCGAAGCAUAUGGCGAAGUGCCAGGGCCUCUGGGCACCUUUGGGGCCACCGACAAUCCAACCAGCAAAACCAAAGCGAAGAAGGGCAGGUCUGGGGAAGAGCCUGGGUUCAGCCUGGCACCCAAGGGGCAAAGGAAACCAUCAGACAGCGAGGUCCUUAUCAAGUUAGACCAUGAAGGGGUGACGUCGCCUAAAAGCAAGAAAACCAAGGAGGCCAUGAUGCUGAUGGAGGACUCUGGUCUGGGGAGCCGGAGGGAGAGCAAAACCCUCCUGGGACUCGGCUAUCCCUCAGUUACGGGAGGUCAAGUCAAAUCUAAAUCCUCCAGGGCCAAGGCCACGAAUGCAGAAUCAUUGGCAGCUAAUUUUGGAGGCAAAUUUGGAAACUCCGGGGACUCUCUGGCACCCGAGAAGGAACAGGGAGACAAAGCGGUGACGGAGGCGGCGGAUGAAUCUGAGAGCAACAGUAGUGGCGGCAGCAGCUCAGAGACGGAAGGGGAGGAGGGAGAGGAGGAAGGGGAGGGAGAGGAAGAGGGGGGAGGAGGGAAGAAUGGCGGUGACCACCAGGAAGACAGCAGUUCUUCCAGCUCCCGGGCGUCCACCCCGCUCUCCUCGUCCAACUCUUCCUCCUCUUCCAGCAGCAGCUCGUCCUCCUCGUCCUCCUCCUCCUCCUCUUCUUCUUCCUCCUCCUCUUCUUCAUCCUCCUCCUCUUCCUCGUCCUCCUCUGCCUCCUCCACCUCUUCCUCCUCCAGCUCCAGCUCCUCAUCCUCGUCUACAACAGAUGAAGAUUCCUCGUGUAGCUCGGAUGAUGAGGCAGCCGAGGCCAAGCCCAGCUCUUCUACGCCACCGGCUCUCCCUGCAAAGCAGGCCAAGCCUCCAGGAAAAUCCUCCCGCGCCUCCUCUCACCCUCCCAGCCAGAAACAGAAGCAGCAGCAGCAGCAGCCACCCCCCUCCCAGCAGAAGCCACCCCCCGGGGGCAACAAGAGCCGACCCAAAAAACGGGAGGGAAUCCACUUGCCCACCACCAAGGAGCUGGCCAAGAGGCAGAGACUCCCAUCUGUGGAGAACCGACCCAAAAUUGCCGCCUUCCUCCCUGCCCGGCAGCUGUGGAAAUGGUUUGGCAAACCCACACAGAGGCGAGGCAUGAAGGGGAAGGCCAGGAAGCUCUUCUACAAGGCGAUCGUGCGUGGCAAGGAGAUCAUCCGCAUCGGAGACUGUGCUGUCUUCCUCUCCGCUGGCCGGCCCAACCUGCCGUACAUCGGACGCAUCCAGAGCAUGUGGGAGUCUUGGGGGAAUAACAUGGUGGUCAGGGUGAAAUGGUUCUACCAUCCAGAAGAAACCAAUCCUGGCAAGAAACUCAACGAAAGCAAGCGCUGGGAUCAGAAAUCGGGCAAAAGCCUUCCCGCAGCUCUCCAGGGAUCCAACCAGAGGAAGGACUUCAUGGAGAGGGCGCUGUACCAGUCCUCACAUGUGGAUGAAAACGACGUCCAGACCGUCUCCCACAAGUGUCUGGUGGUGGGCCUCGACCAGUAUGAGCAAAUGCUGAAGACCAAGAAGUACCAGGACAGCGAAGACCUGUACUACCUAGCUGGGACCUACGAGCCCACCACCGGCAUGAUCUUCAACACGGAUGGUGUCCCGGUCAUUUGCUGAUCGCCCGGGAGAGGAAGCAAUUCAGGGACGUGUCUUGCCAGGCCGGAAUCCGGCCCUC
Molecule: messenger RNA, 9690 nt
Organism: Tachyglossus aculeatus (Australian echidna)
Lineage: Eukaryota; Metazoa; Chordata; Mammalia; Monotremata; Tachyglossidae
Gene: TNRC18
Product: trinucleotide repeat containing 18
Exons: 30
Coding region: 486-9632 (3048 amino acids)
Molecular function (GO): chromatin binding
Source: RefSeq, a predicted model, not a curated record